This is a messenger RNA of Diaporthe citri, 918 nucleotides long. RefSeq lists its product as uncharacterized. The record is from RefSeq and is a predicted model, not a curated record. Lineage: Eukaryota; Fungi; Ascomycota; Sordariomycetes; Diaporthales; Diaporthaceae. Gene Ontology annotation, biological process: triglyceride catabolic process; phosphatidic acid biosynthetic process. Gene Ontology annotation, molecular function: triacylglycerol lipase activity; acylglycerone-phosphate reductase (NADP+) activity. Gene Ontology annotation, cellular component: lipid droplet; endoplasmic reticulum. The transcript has 3 exons. The coding region runs from base 1 to 918 and encodes 305 amino acids.
AUGAGUCAAAAAACGGUCCUCAUAACGGGCUGCACACCCGGAGGCAUUGGCCACGAACUGUGCGAGGCGUUCCGUGCUCGAGGCCUGCAUGUCGUCGCGACGGCCCGCAACCCUUCGGUCCUGGCAGAACUGGCCGACAAACCCGGAUUCACGUGCCUGCCGCUCGACGUCACCAGCCAAGGAAGCAUAGAUGAGUGCAGGGACGAGGUGGCCAGGCUGACCGGAGGCAAGCUCGACAUGCUCGUCAACAAUGCUGGCAGGACGCACACGGUGCCGGCGACGGACCUCGACAUGGACGACGUCCGGUCCACGUUCGAGGCCAAUGUCUUCGGGGUCAUGGCCAUGGUCAAGGCCUUUGCCCGCCUGCUCAUCCCGGCCAAGGGCCUCGUCAUCAACCUGUCCUCGGUCUCCUCCAUCGCGCCGUACCCCUUCGGCUCCGCCUACUGCGCAACCAAGGGCGCCGUCAACAGCUACUCGCGCACCCUGCGCCAGGAGCUGCGGCCCUUCGGCGUCAGGGUCAUGGUCGCCCUGCCCGGCACCGUCAACACCAACAUCACCGCCCAGGCCGACCGGCAGCUGCCGCCCGACAGCCUGUACACGCCCAUCGAGGACGUCUACAAGUGGCGCCUGACCUUCAGCAAGCGGAACCCGGGCUCCAUCCCGCCCGCCAGCUAUGCGAGAAAGCUGGCGGCAGACGCGCUCAAGCCCGAGGCGCCCGUGGUCCUCCGCGGCCUGCUCGGCAACCUCGGGCUCUGCAGGCCGGACUGGCACUACUACGGCGGAAUGGCCAGGACGUCGUGGUGGGGCUCGUGCAUCGGGGAGUGGCUGAUGGAUACCAUAGUCUACCGCAUGUUCAAGCUGCCAUUGCUCGAGGUGUUGUUGAAGCGGCAGGAGGCUGGGGCCAAGAAGCUGAAGUAG